AUGCCUCACAAACACAAGAGAAAGCGCGAGAAUGAUGAGUCAAAUUUCAACCUGGCACCCAACGCGCGCGCCCGCACAUUAUCGGUGCACCAGAAAUCGGAAUCGAUCUUCACGUCAGAUAAGCAGCGCAAAGAGAAACUAGCGGAGAAACAUGACCAACGGCGCAGGAAACGGAGUAAAUCAGGCAAAGGCGCCGAGGACGACACGCCCAAGGCAUUCGCGCGACUGAUGGCGUUCCAGAACGAGGGGAAGCGGGUGCGCAGUGGACUUGACGACGGACUGCGCCAGGAGAAGAAGAAGAAGAAGAAUAAUAAUAAGAAGGACAACACGAACAAUGGAGGGAACAAGACGCAAACUGAAGAGUCGCCCUCCACCGCUCACGCCACUGCCAACGCCGCGACUGCACCAAGCCAUGCCCUCCCCAAGAUCCUCCCAGGGGAGCGCCUCUCGGACUUUUCACUGCGGGUCGACCAAUCGCUGCCGCUGACUGGGGUACCGAAGCACAGCACGCGCAACACGGUGCCGGGACUGGACAUCAAGACGCCGCUGACGAAGCACAACAAGCGGCUGGCGCGCAUGCAGCGGGACUGGCGGGCGCAGGAGGCGAAGAUCCGGGACCGCGAGGAAGAGGCCGCGGACGAAGACGCGGAGAAGAGGGAGGAGGAGGGCCUGUUGUGGUUGGGCGUGGAUGUCGAGAGUGGCGUCAUGGCCGGGAAGAGCGGCAAGGGAAAGAAGAAGCGGCGGCGCGAGGUCGCGGACGAGGGCGAUCCCUGGAAGGUGUUGGAGCGGAAGAGACGGGAGGAGGAGAGAGCGAGGGAAAGGGAGGAGGCGGAGGCCGGUGUUGCCAGAGGGGGUGGUGGGUUUGUCGGUCAGGGGCGCACGGCCCAGUCGAGGGGCUUGAAUGCCAGGGAUACGGUGCAGGCACCGCCCGUGCUGAAGCCGGUGAAGAACAUCUUCAAGGAGAUGUCGGACCAUGGUGCGGUGGGAUCGAGGGAUCCUCGGGUUUUGGAGCGAACGGUCAUGAGCUAA
Exophiala bonariae is the source of this 1029-nucleotide messenger RNA. RefSeq lists its product as uncharacterized. The transcript is spliced from 2 exons. The record is from RefSeq and is a predicted model, not a curated record. NCBI's taxonomy places the organism in Eukaryota, Fungi, Ascomycota, Eurotiomycetes, Chaetothyriales, Herpotrichiellaceae. Bases 1 to 1029 code for a protein of 342 amino acids.